AUGUCGUUGACUCCCCCUCCCUCGGAGAGGAAAUACCCUCAGGAUGCCGUGGUUUCGGAUUCUGAUCAGGAUUCCAUUACCGGUAAUUCCGGCGUCAAACGCAUCGAGGCCAUUUCGUCGCAAUUUCGUCUCGUAGAUCGCAUCGUUCUGUUUUGCGGUAUCUUCUUGAUGGCCUACGUUUAUGGUCUUGAUGGCACGGUCCGAUACACGUAUCAGCCCCUGGCGACUGCAAACUUCGGUUCUCAUAGUUUGCUGGCCACGAUUAAUGUUUUGCGAUCGGUUAUCGCUGUUGCUGCACAGCCGACUGCAGCCAAAAUUGCCGAUGUAUUUGGUCGCGUGGAACUCAUUCUGUUCUGCGUAGUGACUUACACUCUGGGAACGGUGGUCGAAGCCGCUGCGACCAAUAUGGCCACAUUUUGUGCCGGCGCAGUAUUGUACCAGAUCGGUUACACUGGCAGUCUGCUCCUCGUUGAAGUCCUUAUUGGCGACGUCACCUCCCUUCGCUCCCGAUUGCUGUUCUCUUAUAUCCCCGCGACGCCUUUCAUAAUCAACACAUGGAUUAGCGGAAACGUGACAUCCUCCGUGCUGAAGGUUACCACAUGGCAGUGGGGUAUUGGCAUGUUUGCCAUUAUCUUCCCAGUCUGCACGAUUCCUCUCUUCGCUGCUCUAUUCUGGGGACACUGGAAGGCCAAGAGAAACAAUCCAGAGGCAUAUCGCAGCACGCUCCAGAUCAUCGGCUUUCGUAAAUUUUCGACCGAAUUGUUCUGGUAUCUGGAUGUGGUGGGGAUGAUUCUGCUCAUUGCUAUCUUGGCUCUGAUUCUGGUCCCUUUCACUCUUGCCAGCGGCUCUUCUGAUCAGUGGAAGACGGCCAAGAUCCUCGCACCUCUCAUCAUCGGUCUUUUCUGCAUUCCGCCGUGGGUGUACUGGGAGAAGACUUGCAAAUAUCCGAUGGUUCCGUUUAGGUUGUUGAAAGAUCGCGCUGUAUGGGGAGCUCUUGGAAUCGCGAUGAUGCUCAACCUAGCGUGGGUUAUCCAGGGAGAAUUUCUGUACACCGUGUUGAUCGUCAGUUUUGACGAGACUGUGACGAGUGCGACGCGUAUCACGUCUCUUUAUAGUUUCGCCUCCGUCAUCACCGGCUGUAUCUGCGGCUUCGUCGUCCUGAAAGUGAAACAAUUGAAACCUUUCAUUGUCGCAGGAACCUGUCUCUUCAUGGUCGCAUACGGAAUUCUCAUCCACUUCCGCGGCGGAUCCAGCGGAUCCAGUCACUCGGGCAUCAUCGGAGGUCAGAUCCUUCUCGGUAUCGCGGGCGGUCUCUUCCCUUACCCAGCGCAAGCCAGCAUCCAAGCCGCCACCAAACACAACCACCUCGCCGUAGUAACCGGUCUCUACCUCGCAACCUACAACAUCGGCAGCGCAAUCGGCAACACAAUAGCAGGCGCCAUCUGGCGGCAAACGCUCGAAAAAGAACUCACCUCCCAACUCGGCGACGCAACCCUCGCGUCCACCAUCUUCGGCGACCCGUUCACCUUCGUGGCCUCGAACCCGAUUGGCACGGAACAGCGCGAUGCUGUGGUGUUGGCGUACCGGCAUACGCAGCGUUUGCUUUGCAUCACGGGUAUUUGUCUGACGGUGCCGUUGAUUGCAUUUUCGUUGUGUAUUCGCAAUCCGAAACUUACGAAGAGUCAGAGUUUGCCGGAGGCUGAGAGGGAGGGUUAG
Messenger RNA from Aspergillus melleus, 1716 nucleotides. It is a transcript of the gene sit1, whose product is annotated as putative siderochrome-iron transporter Sit1. Gene Ontology annotation, biological process: intracellular iron ion homeostasis; transmembrane transport. Gene Ontology annotation, cellular component: vacuolar membrane; endosome. Lineage: Eukaryota; Fungi; Ascomycota; Eurotiomycetes; Eurotiales; Aspergillaceae. Bases 1 to 1716 code for a protein of 571 amino acids. Gene Ontology annotation, molecular function: siderophore-iron transmembrane transporter activity. The record is from RefSeq and is a predicted model, not a curated record. The transcript is spliced from 12 exons.